AUGGCCGCCUCCGUUCCCCUGACAAGAACUACAGCUACUUGACCUCAGGAGAACCGACGGCGUCCUUACACAAGAUUAUACGCAGGGCACGUGAUGCCAGCGCGCUCUCUCAUUUGUUCUCAGUACUCAGUCACGUGGUACAGACUCAGCGGAGGUUCUGUGGCGGAGUCGUGGUUUCCAAGGAGACGUUUGCAGAGAAAGUGGAGGAGGAGCCGGUCCGUUUUCUUUGAGGGGAAUGACCUGUGAAUGAUGGAUUCAAGAGAAAACAAUUCUCUCAUGUCUGGAUUGUAUAACAUCUGAAAUAUGAAUGUGGGAUUUUUGUGCAAAUCACCAUGGCUAACCCACAGUCGAGCUGGCUGAAGCCAUGCUGUGGCAAGAGGGCUACAGUGUGGCAUGUAUUUCUGCUAAGUGCAGGAGUGAAUAGCUUUCUGGUGGCUUGUGUGAUCAUAGUGGUAAUCCUCAUGACUAUGGAGCACUUGAUAGACACAAAGCUACUUCAAUUUUCAAAUGCUUCACAGUGUUCAGGGAUCAUUCACUGGAUUAGCCUCUCCAUUCUAUCCUUGUUUUUUGUAGAGACGGUAAUAAGAAUCAUUGUUCUGGGCAUCUGGGAUUAUAUUGAAAACAAAGUUGAGGUAUUGGAUGGAGCUGUAAUUAUUCUCUCACUUGCUCCCAUGGUGGCAUCUACAGUAGCCAAUGGACCAAGUAGUCCAUGGGAUGCCAUCAGUCUACUUAUUUCUUUGAGGAUAUGGAGAGUGAAGAGAAUUAUUGAUGCUUAUGUACUACCUGUAAAAGUAGAGAUGGAGAUCGUGGUGCAACAAUAUGAGAAAACCAAGCUAAUUCAGGAGGAGCAGUUGGAAAGACUGACACAGAUGUGCCAAGAGCAGGCGUUUGAAAUUAGGCAGCUGAGAGCUCACCUUGCACAGCAAGAUUUGGAUCUAGUUGCUGAGAGGGAAAGAGCCUUAAAACUCCCACAUGAGCGUCAUAAAAAAGAUGACCGAUUCAAGGUAUAUGGAGGCAGAGAGUCUGACGAGGAAGCAACAGAAAAUAUCACAGAGCUUUCACACGAAGUGAUUAUGAAGGAUGACAUGAACAAUUACAUUACCCAGUAUUAUAAUGAAGCCAGUAGUGAGAGUGGUGUUCCUGGGACAUGUAUAAUCACUACAGCAGCUAUUGAUGUCCAUCAUCACCCCAACAUAUCAUCUGACCUAUACUCAGCCGAAAUCCCGUUCAAUGCAGAACAGGUCAGCAACUCAAGCAGUAUUACCUCAGUCAGUGUAUCAAGAUCUCCAGAGAGCUCAGAAACACUAGCACAGAGUAUUAGCAGCCAAGUAUUUUGCUCCUCCACAGACUGCAGUACCAGAGAGGAAUCCACAGAAUACUCUCCUCUGGCUCAGCCCAUCAAAAACAGAGUGAAUAAAACAGUUGUACAGGAACUGUUGUCUUCCCUUUCUGACGACUCGUCCUUCAUUCAGAAAGGGCUGGAUCCAGCCAAUUUACACCUCAGCAAUCCUGUAGGUUUACGCACAGGAAGUCCUAGACAUGGGCUAAACAUCUACAACAGGGUAAAUCGAGAGGGCUUAGGAGUCUUUCAUGACAGGUCAGUCAUCCCACUCAAUCUCUCUCUCCUAGAGAAUAAGCCUAUAGAUACAGAGUUAAAAUAAAGCAGAGCCUUAGAUUAAUACCUCCUCAGUGGAAUACACAGCAUUAGAUUCUUACAAGCCAAUCGCCGUUCCUGGUGCUAUAAAGGCUAGUAGAUUUAUCUGCAUUGUUCAGAGCUAAACAUGACUUCUUAUCCAGAGAUCAUCCAGUCCAAUUGGAUUCCGGUGAAUGUGAUACUGUAUUUAAGCCAAAUGGAGUUCAUUAUUCUCAGGAGAUGUAAGAAAUUCCUAAAUACCAAUGUGCUGCUGGACCUCACACUAGAGUUUACAAGAAUAAUUCAUUAAUGCAUGCAUUUGUGGACAAUGAACUUUGGGACAUUAAUACCCUGGACACAAAGUACCCAGAUAUAUCUGGUGAGCAGGUAUGACCACAUAGCUGCAAUAUUUCCUUAAACCGUAGCUACAGAUUUUGUACAAAUUCUGCAAUAUUUUUUAAUGCACACAAAGUUUUGGGAAAUCCAAGUAAUAAAAUAUCCUGUACAAGUACAUACAUAGUCAUGUUUUUUUUAUACAUAAUUAUGUCCUUAUACAGUCAUGCCAAAA
Messenger RNA from Hyla sarda, 2201 nucleotides. RefSeq names its product transmembrane protein 266 (gene TMEM266). NCBI's taxonomy places the organism in Eukaryota, Metazoa, Chordata, Amphibia, Anura, Hylidae. Gene Ontology annotation, molecular function: monoatomic ion channel activity; voltage-gated channel activity. The record is from RefSeq and is a predicted model, not a curated record. The transcript has 10 exons. Gene Ontology annotation, biological process: monoatomic ion transport; transmembrane transport. Gene Ontology annotation, cellular component: plasma membrane. The coding region runs from base 333 to 1661 and encodes 442 amino acids.